UGUCUAUGGCCAUUUUCGCUGACUCAGUGGCAACCAACGUAACAGACUUCAUGGCCCCAUGGAGAAGGCGCUGGUCUACGAAACCAUAUAUUCUUGGUUGGUUCGAUCCCCGGAGAAGCCGUUUUAUUUUUCUUCCUUUUUUGUCAGAUAAAUCUUGGAUAUCCCUAGAAGGCAAAACAUAUAUAAGUCUUGUUUCCCAAGAAAAGAAGAAGAGGAGUCGUCCGAAUCUCGAAGUCCCAUUUUACUAACCCUAGCCUAGUGGUACUUGGUGGGUUUUCUAUCUUCUUCACUGGUGAAGUUAUUUGUAGAUUAGAUACUGGAGGAUAAUAUGAUGGGGCCUCGGCUAUAUGGUUGCUUUCAUUGCAGAAACAUUGUUUCGUGUCAUGAAGAUAUCAUGGCUAAGACUUUUGUGGGGGUUGGAGGACGAGCUUUUUUAUUUUCUCAUGCCAUGAACGUACUUGUUGGUACCAAAAGAGAUGCGAACUUGAUUACCGGACCACAUGUUAUUGCUGAUAUCUCUUGUUCCGACUGCAAAAAGGUUUUAGGAUGGAAGUAUGAAUUAGCAGUCCCUGAAUCACAAAAGUACAAGGAAGGAAAGUUUGUAUUUGUCAACAGAAACAUCGUCAAAGCCAAUUGGUAGCAUUAUCAAGGCAUGGCCAUUCGAGAAUUUAGUUGCUUAUUAUUCCGUUCGGA
Papaver somniferum (opium poppy) is the source of this 693-nucleotide messenger RNA. Its product is annotated as protein yippee-like At4g27745. The transcript has 2 exons. The coding region runs from base 329 to 640 and encodes 103 amino acids. The record is from RefSeq and is a predicted model, not a curated record. Lineage: Eukaryota; Viridiplantae; Streptophyta; Magnoliopsida; Ranunculales; Papaveraceae.